GGGUGAUGAAGCCAGCAAUGAACAUGCACGAAGUCUACCCGCGGAACACCCUCAUCUGGAAGGUUGCCACGGGUACUGUGCUGUUUGGGAGCGCCGUCUUGCUGUUUCCCUUGUUGUUAUGUGCGCUGGUUGUGUACAUUCCGUACAAGAAGAUCAAGGCAGCCCUUGCGCGACCUCAACCUAGCGAUCGAUUCGACUAUCAAGCAUCGAACGUAACAACUCCACCAUUGUACACCAUGACGUCGCAGUACAUUACUACCACCGAUGGCACACGCAUAGCCAUUGACCUGUAUCUUCCAACCGACAGCAUAUGCGCAUCACCUCGAGCUUGCAUUCUCACGCAAACGCGGUACUUUCGAUCCAUCUCCCUUCGCUGGCCGUGGCGUCUCUUGGCCAACCAAGGCCGCCCGUUCAGCUUUCUCCACACUCGGUACUACGAAGGCAUGCUUGGAGCUGGCUACGCGGUCGUUGCCAUGGACAUUCGCGGCACGGGCGCGUCCUUUGGCACUGUACUGCACCCGUGGCACGUCCUCGAACGCCAAGACAGCGUCGACGUAAUUGACUGGAUCACUCGACAACCGUGGAGCAACGGUCGCGUGGGGCUGUGGGGCAUGAGCUACGAAGCCACGGCGGCGUACCUAACAGUGUCGACCCACCACCCCGCCAUCAAAGCGUGCGUGCCCAUGUACAUGUUUUACGACAUGUACAGCGACAUUGCGUCUCCGGGAGGGAUUGCGCAACACUUUUUCACACUAAAAUGGGCCGAGUUGACGGCGUAUUUGGAUCGCAAUGCGAUGAGCGACCUGCCGGCCAUGAUGGGAUUAGGUCGGCUGUUCUUUCAAGGCGUCACCCCUGCAUCCCGCGACUGGGACGACCUGGUGUGUGCUGUAGCCGAGCACGAAACCAAUUGGAAAGCAGAGAUCCAUCCAUCGCUCAACCGCGACUCGCAUACAAAUGGCAACAUUACGCCGGGUGACUUGUCUUUGAGUCAUGUCCGUCACGCCAUGGAAAUGUCCACGGUGCCGAUGCUGUACUACACGGGCUGGUACGACCAGACUGUGCGCAGUUCCCUGCAAGGCUUCAGUCUAGUCCCUCAACGUAGUCAGGUGGUCAUUGGGCCGUGGAACCAUAGUGGCGUGCAAUUCUAUAACCCUGUCACACAAAUCCACCAACGCAGUGCGUGUGACCACGUCAACCGAGUCGUUUCAUUUUUCCGACACCAUUUGAACGACGAUGUCACAGCCUGCUCUGCAGCCACGUUUACUGGAUCCAUCGAGUACUUCACGUUGGGCGACAAUACAUGGCGAGUAGCAACGUCGUGGCCGCCUCCCCACGCCACUAGACACGACUUCUUCCUGUCCAUGAACGACCGCGCCUUGGUCACGGACGUCCGCGCCAUUCAACCAGGCUCAUGCACGUGGAAUGUGGAAUAUCAGCGCGAUCUCGGCGGCGUUUCUCGUUGGCAGGCGACCAUCGACGUGUACGAGCCGAUGCAGUACCAUGGAUGGCAUGCAGCGAAUCACGUGGUGUUUACGUCUCUGCCGUUCGACCACUCCGUCACGGUACAGUACUAUCUAUGCCUGCGUUGGAAUCACUAGAAAAACAUUCUGCCAAUAUAUAUAUAUAUAUAUAUAUAUAUUGUAGAUUGUGGGAACUCCAAUCCUGACGCUGUGGCUCGCGUCCGCGGCGGCCCCGCACUCGGGGGAUGUGUUUGUCUAUGUCACACUUGUCACCCAAGACUCGGAUGUUGUGUAUGUGACAGAGGGCCAAUGUCGAGCGGCACACGCCCCGCAAGAUGGCGCGGGCGGCAGCAUGAGUCGUCAGAGUUCGCCGACGUACUUGUUGGACCCAGUGCCGCACAACCCAGACCCAGACGUGCCCCGCCAUUCGUUUUACGAACGCGAUCGGCGACCGAUAGCCACGUGCACGAAAGUGACGUUUGGCCUGCUGCCGAUCGCGUUUCAAGCGCCGCGGAAGGCGCGGCUUCAGGUCCGCAUAUGUGGCCACGAUGCCAAGCAUUUCACCCAAGUUGAUCCCUCGCGGACCAUGGAGGUCACGGCCGACGCCACGACGUGUGUGUCGAGCUUGAGCUUGCCAAUUCUCGAAACCCCGCCCUUGUAAACACUAAAGCUAUCCAA
Messenger RNA from Aphanomyces astaci, 2138 nucleotides. RefSeq lists its product as hypothetical. NCBI's taxonomy places the organism in Eukaryota, Oomycota, Saprolegniomycetes, Saprolegniales, Verrucalvaceae. The record is from RefSeq and is a predicted model, not a curated record. Bases 6 to 1598 code for a protein of 530 amino acids. The transcript is spliced from 9 exons. Gene Ontology annotation, molecular function: dipeptidyl-peptidase activity.